This is a messenger RNA of Eutrema salsugineum, 2009 nucleotides long. RefSeq names its product protein tesmin/TSO1-like CXC 2. The transcript has 9 exons. NCBI's taxonomy places the organism in Eukaryota, Viridiplantae, Streptophyta, Magnoliopsida, Brassicales, Brassicaceae. Bases 1 to 1989 code for a protein of 662 amino acids. The record is from RefSeq and is a predicted model, not a curated record. Gene Ontology annotation, molecular function: DNA-binding transcription factor activity.
AUGGAUACGCCUCAGAAGAGUAUUACCCAGAUCGGAACUCCAAUUUCCAAAUCCAAAUUCGAGGAUUCUCCACUGUUCAAUUACAUAAACAGUUUGUCUCCAAUAAGACCUGUCAAAUCCAUCCCAAUUCCUCACCAUUUCAGCUCUCUGAAUUUCACUUCCCCUCCCUCUGUUUUCACCUCACCACACCUAACUUCUUCUCACAAAGAAUCUCGAUUCUUCAAAACUCACAACUCUUCUUCAGAUCCUACCAAUCCCGUGGAAGAAUCUACUUCUAAUGAAGAAGUUGCAGCAGCAGAAGCAGGAGAUGCUUCCAUUGGAGAAGAAGCUUCAAUUGAAAUGGAGCUGCCACAAAUCAUCAAGUACGACCGUGAUGAUCCCGUUGCUGCUUCACCGUGUGGCAGAGAGACAGUCGAUCUUUCGCUUGUUCCUUACUCUCCUCCUCGAGGAGAGAAUGGUUCAUCUGAGGAUGCUUCAGGAAUGGAGCUGCAGAAGAUGUAUGAUGAAAAUGUUCAAGGGAAAAACGAAACUCCGGAUUGGGAAAGUUUGAUUUCAGAUGCUUCUGAACUGUUAAUCUUUGGCUCACCAAACGAUUCAGAGGCUUUUAGAUGCCUUAUGAUGCAGAGAGCUUCAACCUCUGGUGUGGAGAUACCAAAGAUGCAGCCCGGCUCAAAAAAUGAACCGGAGUCCUCAGAUGCGAUUCCUUGUGAGGCUGUUUCAUUCUUGCACCGAGGUAUAAGAAGACGCUGCUUGGACUUUGAGAUGCCUGGGAAUAAGCAAACGUCGAGUGAGAGUAACACCUCGGCUUGUGGAUCCUCGUCGAGAUGUGUUUUACCGAGUAUUGGUCUUCAUCUAAAUGCCAUUUUAAUGUCCUCAAAAGACUCGUGUUCCGGUAAUAUACAAGUGGGUUUACAAGGCUCCAGCUCUACACUGCAAGAAUCUUUGGUGAUCCAAACAGAAAACGAAACCCCGGAAGAUGCAGAUCAAGAUGUUCCCGUUGAACCAGCCAUGGAAGAGUUGCAUUUGAGCAGCCCUAAGAAGAAGAGGCUUAAGUUGGAAGCUGGGGAAGGCGAGUCAUGUAAGAGAUGCAACUGCAAAAAGUCCAAGUGUCUGAAACUUUACUGUGAAUGCUUUGCUGCUGGUGUCUAUUGCAUAGAGCCAUGUUCAUGUAUAGAUUGCUUCAACAAGCCCAUUCAUGAAGAUACUGUCUUGGCUACUCGCAAACAGAUUGAAUCUCGGAACCCACUUGCAUUUGCUCCUAAAGUCAUUAGGAGCUCUGAUUCGGUUAUAGAAACCGGGGAUGAUGCAAGCAAAACUCCAGCUUCUGCACGCCAUAAACGUGGCUGCAACUGCAAGAAAUCAAACUGUCUGAAGAAAUACUGCGAAUGCUUUCAGGGUGGUGUGGGAUGUUCCAUAAACUGUAGAUGUGAAGGGUGUAAGAACGCAUUCGGCCGCAAAGAUGGGUCUUCCACUGUUGACAUGGAAGCCGAACAGGAGGAGGAAAAUGAAACAUCUGAGAAAAGCAAAACAGCCAAAACUCAACAGAACACUGAGGUUUUAAUGAGAAAGGAAGAGAGUUCUGUUCUACCUACGACACCAAUGUCGAUGUACAGACAACAACUGGUUCAACUACCUUUCUCAUCAUCCAAGAACAUGAUGCCUCCUCCACAGUCUCUUCUUGGAGGUGGAUCUUCUUCCUCAGGGAUAUUUAACAGUCAAUACUUAAGAAAACAGGACAUUAGUUUGAUUCAGUCCAGGACUAAGAAGUCAUUCGAGACAGUCACAGAAGAUGGAGUUGCAGAAAUGCCUGAGAUUCUCAGCCACUCCUCUAUAGAUAAAAUCAAAGCUGUCUCUCCCAAUGGUAAGAGGGUCUCUCCUCCACAUCUGGACUCAUCGAGCCCAGGGUCAAUCUUAGGGAGAAGAAGUGGCGGGCGGAAACUGAUACUGAACUCGAUUCCAUCGUUUCCUUCUCUCACUCCUCAACACUGAAAAGCAUUUGAUGUGGUGUA